This is a messenger RNA of Cicer arietinum (chickpea), 3430 nucleotides long. RefSeq names its product pentatricopeptide repeat-containing protein At3g02330, mitochondrial. NCBI's taxonomy places the organism in Eukaryota, Viridiplantae, Streptophyta, Magnoliopsida, Fabales, Fabaceae. Gene Ontology annotation, biological process: RNA modification. The record is from RefSeq and is a predicted model, not a curated record. Gene Ontology annotation, molecular function: protein binding; RNA binding.
UUUUAUUUUUUUCAGAAACAAAAAACUAUGAGAAGAACCGUUGUUUUGUUUUGAAGUGUGCCAAAAUCCCGCCAAACCAAUGCAUACAUACUACUUAUAUAUAUUACAUCGUACUGUGUCUCGCCGCCUUUAUACAACUUCUUCCAUUUCCACAAUCCAAAUGAAUUCCACAAAGAAACUAACAUUUUCCCAUAUUUUCCAAAAAUGUUCAAAUCUUAAAUCUCUCAAUCCUGGCAAACAAGCUCAUGCCCAAAUGAUAGUAACCGGUUUUGUUCCCACCAUUUAUGUUUCCAACUGUUUACUUCAAUUUUAUUGUAAAUGUUCCAAUAUGAAUUAUGCAUUUAACGUGUUCGAUAAAAUGCAUCACAGAGAUGUAAUCUCUUGGAACACUAUGAUAUUUGGUUUUGCUGGAAUUGGAAACAUGGGCUUUGCACAGUUUUUGUUUGAUUCAAUGCCUGAGAGAGAUGUUGUUUCAUGGAACUCUUUGCUCUCGUGUUAUUUACAAAACGGGAUUCAUCGGAAGUCGAUUGAGGUUUUCAUUAAGAUGAGAUCGUUGAAGAUUUUACAUGACUAUGCUACUUUUGCAGUUGUUUUGAAAGCGGGUACUGGUAUUGAAGACUAUGGUUUAGGACUUCAGGUGCAUUGUCUUGCGAUUCAGAUGGGUUUUGAGAGUGAUGUUGUAACAGGUACUGCUUUAGUAGAUAUGUAUUCGACGUGUAAGAAACUAGAUUAUGCUUUAAAGGUUUUCAAUGAAAUGCCGGAAAGAAAUUCGGUGUGUUGGAGUGCUUUAAUUGCAGGGUAUGUUAGGAAUGAUAGGUUUAUUGAAGGAUUAAAUUUGUAUAAGGAUAUGCUGCAAGAAGGUUUGAAGGUGAGUCAAUCAACGUUUGCUAGUGCAUUUAGGUCUUGUGCCGGAUUAUCUGCAUUUGAAUUAGGUACGCAGUUGCAUGCUUAUGCUCUAAAGACAAAUUUUGGAUAUGAUAGUAUAGUAGGAACUGCGACAUUAGACAUGUAUGCUAAAUGUGACAGAAUGUCUGAUGCUCGAAAGGUAUUUAACAUAUUCCCGAACCCUACUCCGCAAUCUCAUAAUGCCAUUAUUGUUGGAUAUGCACGACAAAAUCAAGGUCUUGAAGCUUUAAAGAUAUUUAAAUCUUUACAGAAGUCGUAUCUUGGCUUCGACGAAAUUAGUUUGUCCGGUGCUUUGACUGCAUGUUCGGCAAUCAAAGGCUAUUUGGAGGGGAUUCAACUACAUGGAUUAGCAGUCAAAUGUGGUUUGGAUUUUAAUAUAUGUGUUGCAAAUACCAUUUUAGACAUGUAUGCAAAAUGUGGAGCAUUGAUAGAAGCUUGUUUCAUAUUUGAUGAGAUGGAAAGAAAGGAUGCUGUGUCUUGGAAUGCAAUUAUUGCUGCUCACGAGCAAAACGAAGAAGUUGAAGAAACACUUUCGCUUUUUGUGUCCAUGCUGCGGUCAACCAUGGAACCCGAUGAUUUUACUUUUGGCAGUGUUGUAAAGGCGUGUGCUGGUCAGCAAGCUUUGAACUAUGGUACGGAGAUCCAUGGAAGAAUAAUUAAGUCUGGUAUGGGGUUAGACUGGUUUGUUGGAAGCGCCAUUAUUGAUAUGUAUUGCAAAUGCGGAAUGCUAGAGGAGGCAGAAAAGAUCCAUGAGAGAUUGGAAGAGCAAACAACUGUUUCUUGGAAUUCAAUCAUUUCAGGAUUCUCGUCGCAUAAGCAAGGCGAAAAUGCUCUGAGGUAUUUUUCUCAGAUGCUACAAGUAGGUGUAAUACCUGACAACUUCACAUAUGCUACAGUUCUUGAUAUCUGCGCUAAUUUGGCUACUGUCGAACUUGGAAAGCAGAUUCAUGGACAAAUUUUAAAGCUUCAGCUUCAUUCGGAUGUGUAUAUAGCCAGCACUAUUGUAGAUAUGUAUUCGAAAUGUGGAAAUAUGCAAGAUUCCCGAGUAAUGUUCGAGAAGGCACCUAAGCGCGAUUACGUGACUUGGAGCGCGAUGAUUUGCGCAUACGCAUACCAUGGACUAGGAGAAGAUGCCAUUAAAUUAUUUGAGGAGAUGCAGCUUCUGAAUGUGAAACCAAAUCAUACGAUUUUCAUUUCAGUCCUCAGAGCUUGUGCACAUAUGGGUUUUGUAGACAGAGGGCUACAUUACUUCCGUAAAAUGCGAAGUCACUAUGGUUUAGAUCCUCAAAUGGAGCACUAUUCAUGUAUGGUAGAUCUACUAGGGAGGUCAGGCCAAGUAGACGAAGCUUUGAAGCUUAUCGAAAGCAUGCCUUUUGAAGCUGAUGAUGUAAUAUGGAGAACUUUACUCGGUAUUUGUAAGUUGCAAGGGAAUGUAGAAGUUGCAGAAAAAGCAGCCAAUUCAUUAUUGCAGUUGGACCCUCAAGAUUCUUCUGCGUAUGUUCUUUUGUCGAAUGUAUAUGCUAUAGCAGGUAUUUGGAGCGAGGUUGCGAAAAUAAGAAGUUUCAUGAAGAACUAUAAGUUAAAGAAAGAGCCUGGAUGUAGCUGGAUUGAGGUAAGAGACGAGGUACACGCGUUUCUUGUUGGAGACAAGGCACAUCCCAGAUCUGAGGAGAUAUAUCAGCUAACUCAUUUGCUUGUGGAUGAGAUGAAGUGGGACGGAUAUGUUCCCGAUAUCGAUUUCCUUCUUGAUGAAGAAGUGGAUGAACAAGUUCCUCCGUAUGAGGGGCACGAAACUGCAAUGUGUAGUGUGAGAUAAUGUAGAAAAUAAUUCAGACACUACUUAUAAUGGCUUAAUGGAGAUUUCUACAUUUUGCUGACAAUAAAGCAACAGGCUAAAGGAACUGAGCAACUUGAAAAGAAAGUGGGAGCCAAAUUGAAUUUCAGAUUGCCCUGUACUGAAUAGUUGCUUGAGUUGUGAUGUUUCACAUGCUGGAAAUGAGGUCUAGAUUCCCGCACAUCGAAUGGUGGCUUGAUUAAGCAGACUCUCGAGUCUCGACAAAGCAAUCUGAGUCGGCUGGAUAUGGUGGCGUUUUAGAGUGUACCAAUGGGUUUGGAUGGUUUUUCCAACAGUCUGGUUGCCUAAUGGCCAUUUUACAAUGUCUCCGAAGGAAUCUGAACUUUGUUUCUUGAGGUUAUCUAAUCAAACUUACCAUUGAGCUAACACAUCAUGGAGAUGGGGAUAAUGUAUAUCUCGAAAGGAAAAACAUGUGAUUUUUGAACUAGAUUCUAAAGAGGCUCUUCUUUUUAUUCAUAAGCCAGAUACUCAUUUUCAUACCAUAGGAUUGAUACAAACAGAUUUAUGCAGCCAUCAAAUGGAACUGAUGGGUAUCCAAGCCACACUCUUUUGACGUGGAGGGAACUUUUAGCAGUGAUUUUCUGACUAAACUUGUAGUUGACAAACCAUGUUCUCUAGAACAGAUAUUCAAUAAUUGCAAAUGGAAUAAAAGGGAUGAUUUUAUCGUCA